AUGGUUCAUGAUCAUGCUCGCGGACAAGCCAGUUUUCAAAUGUUUUAUCGAGUCAAAACUAGAGUCGCAAAAGCCAAGUUAGGGGUGAGAAUCGGUCGUGGGGUUCGCAAUCGGGUCAGGAUGUGUCUCAACCGGGAAAUGCGAGUAACUUCUGACACGUACAUGCCAUCUGAAGAAGAAGGGUCUUGGUAUGAGUUCAUGCACGGAUACAUGCCGGAGUCAGCCAGUGACGCGGAUAGUGGAAACUAUCGGCAUUAUGGACCUUAG
Molecule: messenger RNA, 267 nt
Organism: Microthlaspi erraticum
Lineage: Eukaryota; Viridiplantae; Streptophyta; Magnoliopsida; Brassicales; Brassicaceae
Source: the annotation of a GenBank genome assembly